UCGAGAACGCCAAACCAAAUACUUACCAAUGAAGGUACAAGCUAGUCUACCUGUUCUUCUGUUUGUCGCACAAGUUCACGCGUCACCUCCGAAAACAUGUAUGAAACAACCGUAUAUCGGUAGCUGUCACCCAUUGCAUGGUUUUUGGUACUACAACCCUAAUACAUAUUCCUGUAUAGCGGUGCCACCAGGCACUUGCGCCUCUGGCAGAAAUUUGUUCCCCACACUCAGUGUGUGUGAGAAAACCUGUAUUCCCCUAACGCUGAAAAAGGCAAAAGUAUGCCUCAAGCUACCCAUCGAAGGCCCGUGCGGACCAGUAUAUGUCUCUUGGUACUAUGAUUACGGCAGCCACCAAUGCAAAAUGUUCAACCGUACCAUCUGCGGUGGCGGAGCCAACGAUUUUGUGACAGAAGAGAGGUGCCAGGCCAUUUGCCUACGAAAGCACAGACCAUUGUGCAGCUUGCAGCCAAAGCCUGGAAAGUGCCUGGUUGUCAAACUACGCUGGUACUUUGACGACUCGAGUAACAGGUGUCGCGAAUUCGCAAAUGAUCGUUGUGGCACAAAUGACAAUGCAUUUGUAUCGAUGCGAAAAUGUAUGGAAAGAUGUAGCUAUAUGAAAGCUGCGACGGGAUCCAUAACUAUCCAGCACACUACACAGAAUCAGCGGCCAACACGGAAUAAAACUGGCGAAUCUGGCCUCGCAAACCUCAUACUUACUUCCUGAAUCGUAAGCUUGGAAAGCUUGUGCGAAUCAGAAAACUUGUCUGGAAGAACUGGAUUCUUAGAAUGUAUGACUGCAAGACUGUCCCCAAUAUAAAAAGCUUUCAUUUUAAAGACUACCUCAUAAAAAAUAAAAUUCCACUUUGCAAUUGCUAACUGCAUCUUUCUUUAUUUCGACGUGCGCUUUCCUUCAGUCAAAUACCGACCUUGUAAGCUACGCAGACCAACCAACUUACGCAUUUGUCUUUUGACCUGCAGGUUUCCUUUUUUUUUGUCGUUAUUAUGCAGCAUGAUUGAUGCUGCCGAUACUCAUCUGCACUGCAGACCAAUAAUCGGCACAGAAGGUUGAACGUUUGCGCAAGUUAGUUCUGCGUAUUCCGGAACGUAACAGCACACUUUCGGAAUGGAAAAAGUUCACCGAC
Dermacentor silvarum is the source of this 1142-nucleotide messenger RNA. Its product is annotated as kunitz-type serine protease inhibitor A-like. The coding region runs from base 29 to 724 and encodes 231 amino acids. Gene Ontology annotation, molecular function: serine-type endopeptidase inhibitor activity. The record is from RefSeq and is a predicted model, not a curated record. The transcript has 5 exons. Lineage: Eukaryota; Metazoa; Arthropoda; Arachnida; Ixodida; Ixodidae.